AUGACCCUGCGCGGCGCGGGCGGGAGCUGCCCAUUCACGACAUGGCUGGGAUCUUGUCUUCUGCUGGCUUGUCUCCUAGUGGUCUGGAGCUUUCCUACUCAUGGCCCAGAAACUUGUAACCGUCUUAUUGGGGAUGAUCACAUAAAGAUCCUGCAGGACCUGAUUGACAGCCAGAUGGAAACGUCCUGCGACAUCACCUAUAAGUUUGCAGACCAGGACCAGCUGAACGAUUCCAUCUGUUACCUUAAGAAGGCGUUUCCCCUGAUCCAGGACAUUUUUUAUGAAAUCAUUCGUUUUAAGGACAAUUCUCACAAUGGCAAGACCUCCAAACAGCUGCAUGAGCUCUACCUGAGACUCAGGGAUGAUGAGUGUGUCAACAGGAAGCAUGAGAAGAGAGAUGAGGUUGGAGCUUCAACCUGUCCCGUGCCACCCCUGUUCUCAUCCCCUUCACUCUGCCACCAAGUAGCCCAAGCCAGGGGGAGGAAAGAAGGGGAAGGGAGAAGGCCUAGAAUUGGGGAAGGUAAAAUGGAAUGCACGAACAAGAGAAGAAGGCUUGGGACAGAUCUGCCAGAGCAGGCCAUUUCCAGUAGAAAGAGAUCCUUCUCUGGCAUCCAGACCUGUGUUAAGACUUUCAAUAACACCCCUGUCAAGAUACUGGAAAAGAUUCAACAUGUCUUUGUAGAAACCAAGAGGCUCCUUGCAGAGGACUGGCACAAAUUUGACCAAGAUUGCACGAAAGACUUUGACAAAUGUGUCAGCUCAGAUGUGGUGACCAAGCCUGAUUGCAACUGCCUGUCCCCCAGAACCACCCCUAGCAGUAAGCUGGCCUCUGUCCCCCAUAGCUCCCUCUCUCCCUCCACAGCCCCAGUGGCCGACUUGGCCUGGGGAGACUCUGAGGGGACAGAGGGCAAUCCCUUCCAGCCCAGUGACCUGCCACCUCAAACAACAGCCCAGGGCAGUGCCAGGCGCCGAGUCCCCCGGAGCACCUGUGGAAGCGUGGAGUCAAUGGAGACUGCGGGCACGCUCUCUGCUUCCCAGUCCCUGGUGGGAUCUGAGAUGGAGCCUGGGAGCAACAAGUCUCCCCCUGACUUGUCCGAUUCCCCUAGGAUGAAAGGCUUUCUCAACUCUGCACUCGACACUGACUCAGCAAUAGGGGAUGACGCCUCAGGUGAUGUCAGCCCUGGGUCUCGAGAAACAGAGGCUCCCCUUUUCCUGUUGGGAGGGGGACCUAUCCAGACAGGGACUGCAGAUCCAGAUGAGCUUCUCGCCACUCCCUCGACGCCUGUUCUUGCACAGGGACUGCUGGCCCAAGUGAGGAAUGACCACCUACAGGAUGAGGGCAGUAAGCCACUGGCUGGCCAGGCCAGAGAUUAUUCAUCAGAGGAGAUGGAUGGAGGCAUCCAGGGCCUGGGCUCACCCACUACCCAGCCGCUGCACUCUGAGGAAACCCAGGGCAUCUCCAGCCUUCCCGCUCAGCCUGGUUUCCCCUGGGGCAGUCCCCCACCCCAAGAGGAGCUGGAGGGCAAGAAAAGAACUAGGGUCCGGAGGAGCACUGCCGAGCUGGAAGGAGGAAGAGGAGGCCAAGGUUUGGAGAGAGACCAGGGCCCAGGCCGGGCCCCCAAGCCCUUUAACUCGCUUCCUUUGACUGACACAGGCCUCAAGAGGCAGAAUGUGGGAAGCCCUGUCCUUCAGUCCCAGGGUUAUGUCUCCUAUGUACUGGGAUCCAGCAUCCUCCUGGUCCUAAUAGCAGUGGGCGGCCUCCUGUUCUACAGACAGAGGCAGUGGAAUCGCCAUGAGCUACAGCCGGCAGAAACGCCAUUGGAGCAACCAGAGAUCAGCCCCCUGAAUCAGGAAGAGGACAGACAGGUGGAGUUGCCAGUGUAGAGGUCGUAAUGAGAUUGUAAGCUCCUUGAGAGCAGAGCUUCUGUUGCCUCUGGUUUUUGUACUUUCUAACCCAAGUGCCUAGUACAGGAUUCUAAACUUAGUGAACAUUCAAUAAAUGUUAUUGACUGACUGACCUAGG
This is a messenger RNA of Gracilinanus agilis (Agile Gracile Mouse Opossum), 2023 nucleotides long. It is a transcript of the gene CSF1, whose product is annotated as colony stimulating factor 1. Gene Ontology annotation, molecular function: growth factor activity; cytokine activity. Bases 1 to 1884 code for a protein of 627 amino acids. Gene Ontology annotation, biological process: osteoclast differentiation; positive regulation of macrophage differentiation. The record is from RefSeq and is a predicted model, not a curated record. NCBI's taxonomy places the organism in Eukaryota, Metazoa, Chordata, Mammalia, Didelphimorphia, Didelphidae. Gene Ontology annotation, cellular component: membrane. The transcript has 9 exons.